AUGUCAAUUGUAACAGUUAUUGUCAGCACAUCUGAGAAUAUCGAAUCCGAAAGACGAUUUGACAAGGGUUUGACACUUCUUGACCUCAAGUGCAAACUUGAACCAAUCACCGGAAUUCCCGCUGGUACCCAGAAAAUCGAGCUCUUUAGAGGAAACAACCUCAUCGGACCACUUGAUGAUGAUGAUCGCAUGCUGGGCUCAUAUCCCGUUGAAAAUUACAUGCGCCUUCACAUUACGGAUUUGAAUCCUCAUCGUGUCAAGAACCAAUUUACAGACGUUUCACUAGUAGAAAAAUUUGAAUUGACCGAGGAAGAAUAUGCAAAUCGUAACGAUAGUGUGCGUGCCUUUAAGGAACGUAAUAAACUAGGUCGCUUCUCUAAAGAGGCAUUGGAAGAUAUGGCAGAGCUUGAACGCCAAAAUAAUGAAGCAGCCAUGAAAAUCAAGGUCGGAGAAAGAUGUGAGAUCCAGAUGGGUGAAGAUUCCACCAUCAAAAGAAGAGGCUGGGUUCGUUUCCUCGGCACAACUGAAUUUCAGCCUGGAUUGUGGGUAGGUGUUCAGUAUGACGAACCUCUCGGAAAAAACGAUGGUAGUGUUCAGGGCGAACGCUACUUCCUUUGUCCACCAAAGUGUGGAGGUUUUGUUAGACCGAACAAGGUGGUUACAGGUGAUUUUCCCGAGGAGGAUAUCUUAAUGUCAGAAGAAGAAGAUGAUGAUUUGGAAGAGAUGUAG
Phycomyces blakesleeanus NRRL 1555(-) is the source of this 729-nucleotide messenger RNA. RefSeq lists its product as hypothetical. The transcript has 5 exons. Gene Ontology annotation, biological process: post-chaperonin tubulin folding pathway; cytoplasmic microtubule organization; tubulin complex assembly. The record is from RefSeq and is a predicted model, not a curated record. Gene Ontology annotation, cellular component: microtubule plus-end; cytoplasm; nucleus. Gene Ontology annotation, molecular function: alpha-tubulin binding; microtubule plus-end binding. NCBI's taxonomy places the organism in Eukaryota, Fungi, Mucoromycota, Mucoromycetes, Mucorales, Phycomycetaceae. Bases 1 to 729 code for a protein of 242 amino acids.